This is a messenger RNA of Paramuricea clavata, 6252 nucleotides long. NCBI's taxonomy places the organism in Eukaryota, Metazoa, Cnidaria, Anthozoa, Malacalcyonacea, Plexauridae. The record is from the annotation of a GenBank genome assembly.
UACAAAGCCGUGAAUAUUUCUGGAGUUUUCUACAUCACAAUUUUAUUGCAAGUCAACAAUAUUUAUUGCGUUUUAUUGUCUUAUGGAUAGCAAGAUUUUUCUAUCAUUUGUGUUUCUGAUUACAGUAGAAUACCAGUAGGUAUGUAUGAAGAUUACUUAUAAGUAGAAACUCUCAUUUAAUUGAUUGUAAUUUUAUAGAUUUACAUAUAGUGCCACAACAGUUUAUUUUGGGGAGUUUUAAUAUGCUGUAUAAAAUUUAAAAUUUUGAAACUAUAAACAGAAACGUUUUUAGUUGAAUAUCUAGCAAAUAGUAAUGUUUGAUUGCAAGUGUAUGUAAUGAUUAGUCUGAAUAUACUUUCAAGUAUGUUACUGGCAAGAAAUAACCUAUUGAACACUGUGUCCGAAACACACAUAUCUUGUAGCCGCUGCGCAUCUGCGGUGCACCCCCUGUUCAUGUGCCAUCUUUGGGCGUUUUCCAUUUAAUGGCCUGACCGGUCAGACCCAAAUUGUUUUUCUCUGUAUCAAUGGAAAGAUCUGGUCCAUGUUUCUCAAAUAGCUAGCGAAAAUGGACCUCAUUCAAAUGUUAUCUAAAUUUUCCAGUCAGAUACCCUGGCCCAGAGGUUUUUUUAGGUUUGGCGAACGCGAAAUGCGAGAAAACGUGCGAAGAAAUAGGAAAAACCUCUGGUGAAUUUGUUAGCGAUUCCUGGUUCGGAUAAAGAAUGCAAAAAAUGUAUAAUGGCUUAAUGCAUCAUAUUCUAAAAAUAUUAUCCAAUCAUUAUCCUUGACGCCAGGCCGUCUAGACAGGGUUUUUAAUAUCGCAUGUUUACUGUCCAGUGUAUGCCUGCCCAUUUGUAGCAAUAUUCAUUCUCCUGAAUUUCAUUCAAUUUAAAACAUCACAUCUAUUCAAUUUAAUAUAAAUAUAUAUUUAUAUUCAUUCACUUUAAUCUUGCAAUAUACAUUCAAAAAAAUCUGUAUUUUAUAAAUUUAUUAAACACACCUCUUUGGGCCGACAUGAAAUUUGUCUGUUAAUUUAAUACAAAAGCAAGCAAAUUUGUCUUGUAGAUUUCAAAUGAAACCAUUCCUCUCCAUUUCGCAUUUCGAAUAAUAGACUCGGGAUUACAAAAUGCGAAUGUAAACUCUCCAUCUAGUAUUGCUUUCUCGUCCUCUUCGUUUGACAGUGAAGUAACACGGCAUCCACGCUUUCUUAGUUUACGGACGUGAGAGUCAAUGAAAGAGUUCAAUUUGCAAAUGACUAUUAAGAUGGGUUUCUCCAGAAAAUUGUGGCUUUUGUCAAGUCGUCGUGCUACUCUCGGUGUUAGAACUUUGGAAUAUUAAACUCUUCCCAUAACCGAUAGCAAGAUGCAAAUACAUCUUUAAUGUGAAUCAAAUUGGACAAGGCGCGGUAUUGAUGCUCCGUUAAACUUUUAAUUCAGGAAAUUUAUCAAUCUAUCUAUUAAUGCAGCCUGUAAAACUGCUUCUUUCAACUUUUGUUCGUUUAUUUAAUAAUAUAGACAUUUCAAAAUUCAAAUGUUCCAAUUCAAUCAAAACACGAAAUGCCUGCGAACAGGCUAUGAUGUUUACAAUAUCCAAUCAGAACACGUAGUCUAUCGAACUUAUGUCAGCAGCCAAUCAACUCUUUGCUUCCAUUUUUGAAAGUUAUGUGUGGAAUGUGAACCCAAAAACUACGCCAAUUUCACCAGAGGGUUAUUCAAAACAGGCGAAAAUAAAUACCCUCUGGUUCCAGGGUACCAGUCAGAUUGAGAUAGGUCUGAAGCCCAAAUGUUUUGUGUUCUAUUCAACAAUUUGACCGUUCUGACUGGUCUGACUGUGUUAAUGGAAAGCGCCCUUUGUGUCAGCGGGCAAGUGGAUGCAAUUAUGCACCUAUCAAUGUUAACCCCCAGAGGGGGGGGGGGCAUAUGUGGGGUAUUUGAUCAUCAAUUGCAUCCCCACCCUGGGGAUUUUGAAAAGCAUUUUGGCCCUGAGUUGGGGCAAUUUGAACCAAAUGACUGUUAUUAAUAUAGUAUAUCGAAAUUAUCGUCAUGCUUGAUGACUAUCGUGAUAUUGCUUCGCAUGUGUAUAUAGCUUUUAUAAAAUCCUAAAUAAAUUCUUUCAAUUUCACUAGAAACUAUAGUUUUUAAAAGAAUUAAAACUAUUUCCUGAAUUAAAUACGAAUUUAAUACCAUAAAAUGAAAUGAAAUUGCAGGCGAACCAGCGGAGACACAGUAGACACUGCAUAGACAGUUUAGGUUUAUGAACAGUAAAUAUUAGACUAUAAAAAGCCUUCUUAUUACAUUAAUUUGUUGUUUUUAGUGGAUUAUAUAUAAGCUUACUAUCCAGCUUGAUAUCAACUAAAAUUGAAAAAUGUGGUCAUUGUUUUUAUUUCAUUUAUCGCGAUAUUAUCGAAUAUCGUGAUAAUUUCCCUGACAAUAAUUGUGAGAUGAUUUUUUAAAGUAAUUGUUUUAUUUGACCGCAUGAAAAUUGUGAAAACUCAUUCAAACUCUUGCUUGUCUACCGACUACUCUCAUCUUCAUUUCACAAUUAGGCCGCUUGCAGGAAUCGAACAAAAUACAUCAGGGUCAGUGGAUAAUUUUCGCCCAAAGUACAUCGGGGUCAGUGGAUUUUUGUAUCAAAAGUGAUAGCAAUGCGCUUGCAGAAUUUUCGAAGCCACAAAUCAGAACGAAGCAAGUAAUUAAACUUUAUAGUAACUUCAAAUCAUUCAACUUAAUUUUUCCAUUACCAAAAGUUUAUUGAAAUACGAAAUAAUUUUUCAUAAUUUUGUCUGCCGGAGUUUUUGCCAGAGUUUUCCAACUCCGGCAAAAUAUGCCGGAGUUCCGGCUCUGGCGCACAGCUCUAGGCCUAUAGUUGCAUUUUUCGCAACUUCUCCUGGUUCAGGGUGGAAAAAAUAUCGGCCAAUGAAACCAGAAAAUUUUUUGUUUUGAGUUCCCAGAAAAUAUUUCCCCAACGAAGAAAAAAAGAUAAUUGUAAAAAUUUAGAUAAAAGGAAAAAUUCAGAGGAAAAAUUAAUGUAACCUGUACUGUAGGUAUGACCUCAGAAAUGCAAAAUUAUAUAAGUACCGUGUAUAAAUACAUCAAUCUGAGACACCUUAUUUCCAAUUUGUUUCAGGGAGCAUUCCCCCAGAUCUCCCUAGUAGUGCCCCCCCCCCCCCCCCCCGCAUUAGUACUCUUUUUGGCAUUCUAUAAAUUGACCUCGAGAUCUGACUCCUGAUUAUUUAGAUUAGUUUUAUGUUUUUAUAUAUUCCUAAAAGUAUUAUUAAGAUUUUCAGUGCAGUAAAAUGUUUUCCCUAGAAUUAGCUUGACAUUCAGUUUAAUAACUUGUUAGUGUCACACAGUUACAGUGUCCAAGUAUCAAUUUACUUGAUUAUUCACAGAAAAUGUUUCAAUGAACUUCUUGCAGUCCCAGAAAGUAAAAUAUUUUUCGCAACUUCUCCUUGUUGGGUCUCAUAAAUGUGUAAAAUUCACACUAGAAAUUACCAUCCACAAAACUCUUCUACAAUUACUCCUAUUACUGCCAUUUGCGUUCAAGCUUGAAGCGUGCAAAUUUUUUCACAUUUGUUUACGUUUCAAAAGCAACGUUUCAAAGGUUAUCACGCACGUUUGGCCGAUGAAAUUGAAUCGUUUGAAAAUAUAAAAAUAUUGAUUGUGACAGCAAGAAUAUACUUUUAUUCUUGUAUUCUCGUGAUUCUAAAUACUGUUCAAUCAAUUAUUUACAUUUUGUAGCUGAAUUUUAGGGAUUUACAGCAUGAAAUUGUACAAACGUCACUGGAAUUCAAACAAAACACGACAUAUUAUGUAACGAAUAAUAACCGUAAGGUUGCAUGGUUCAAACGAUCAAUUCAUUGGUCGAAAGGGCGUGAUUACCCCCCGGAACGUUGCGUUUGAAACAUAAACAAACGUGAAAAAAUUUGCACGCUUCAAGCUUGAACGCAAAUGGCAGUAUUCUUGAUGAAUGUACCCUUUAUUUCUAGAUCAGAUAGUCUGAGAUGGAGUAUUCUGGGUAUUCUGAUGUGGUGAAAGAAGUGAAGAAAGAGUUACGUGAUAUUACUACAGAACAUCAUACAACACAUGAGCAUGAUGAGUUGACUGUCCAUGGAACUCUUGAGAAUACAAAUGAAACACCUGAGUUGACAGUACAUAGGACUACACAACAUUGUACAACACAAGAGGAUGACGAGUUGAUUGUUCACCAGACUACAGAACAACAUGAGGAUAGAAGUGAUGCACCUGAAUUGGCAGUACAUAGAACUACCGAACAUGAAACAGCACCCGAGCGUUCUGUUCACAGAACUAGAGGACAUGGUGGUACAAUACACGAACACAGAACUACAGAGCAACAUACACCACCAGAGUGUACAAGUGAACCACCUCAGUUGACAGUACAUAGGAUCGUACAGACUGGAAGUCAUAUCAUGCAUACUGAAGAUCUUGUACAGUGUUCUACUGCAGUAAUAUUUAAUGAUCCUACUGUCAUCCAUUCAUCACCAUCAUCACAAUCUAACACACUUGUCUUAACAUCCGUAUUUAAUAACACACCUAUACUAGCUGUAGGUGAAUCAGCGAAAACAGAUAAUAUGUCUAUUAUUUCCAAAGUAAAUCCUUCAGAUUUAUUACUUCCUAAAUCUGAACAUGAUGAUCUCACCAACAAUGGAUCAGUUCUACUUAGCUCGCCAAGUCAAACUACAUUGUUGAUUCCAAGUUAUUAUCAUGAAAAUGAUCAUUUGAUCCAGGUAGCUCCCAGCAAUGUUCCACUGUAUCAAAAUACUUCUGGUUCAGCGUUGUAUGGGCAUCUAGCCCAGGUGCACUCAUGUCAAUGGCAGGAUUGUGAGGAACAGUUUCUUACUGUAGAAGAACUGGUUGAUCAUAUAAACAAUAAUCAUGUACUUGCAAGUAAAGAAGGUUGUGAAUAUUCAUGUCAAUGGAAGAACUGUGUAAGACGGGGCAAGGGAUUCAAUGCGAGAUAUAAACUCUUAAUACAUUUGAGAACACAUACAGGCGAGCGGCCACAUGCAUGUCAUUUUGAACGAUGUGAUAAAAGAUUUUCUCGUCUAGAGAACUUGAAGAUACAUUGCAGAACACACACUGGAGAAAAACCUUAUGUUUGUCCUUUUGAAGGAUGUGAAAAACGUUAUUCCAACUCAAGUGAUAGAUUUAAACACACGCGAACACAUAUCGAGAGCAAGCCGUAUCGCUGCAAGGUCGAUGGUUGUUUUAAACAAUAUACCGAUCCAAGUUCAUUACGAAAACAUCUUAAAGCUCAUAAAUUGUAAUCAAGUAUAUUAUGUAACAUACGAUUUAGGAUAAGGGAAAUGUUUUCCUAUUACAUGUAGACGGAUAUUUUUGAGGUAUUUUUUUAGACAAGUAUAUCUUAUACCGUAAGCCUCCGACUAUAAGCCCCCCCCCCCGAAUAUAAGCCCCCCGUGUAUAAGCCCACCACAUGUGCUAACGCUCACCUCAUUCCAAAUAUAAGCCCCCCCGAAUAUAAGCCCAUCGAAUAUAAGUCCCCCGAAUUAAUAUAAGCCCAGUAAUCGCUGCUUAAUACAUGUUUAUUUUCUUGUUUAUGUCUGACUUGUUUAUUACUAACACAAAAGAUCGUCCAUGUAUAAGCCCCCCCGUAUAUAAGCCCACCCUUGUAUAAGCCCAUCAAAAAUCGCUUACGAAAGUAUAUAAGCCCAGGGCUUAUAGUCGGAGGUUUACGGUAUGUAUGGUGUAAAAUUACGUGUUAUUACGUGUUAUACUCCACGGCGUGUCAACGAGAACUACAGAAGACAGUCACAUUCUUCAACGCAUAUUCAAACAGGUUCGCUCGACCAGCGCGGACAAAGCGAUCGUAAUGGAACUGCCGGCGCCUUAAAAAAGUGCACGGAAUAUUGGCCAACUUCAUCAUUGAUGUGUGCGAGUGAUCGAAGUGUCGCAUUGGUCUUUUCACGGUUUGAAAAUCGCACUGUUCUUCCUGCCAUACCGUCAUUGUUUUGACCGCAAUGCUUUGAUAUAUUUGUUAAAUUAACUUAGAAUUUUAAAACUCAAAAUGUCAGUCGUAUGUGACCUUUGUUUCCUCAUAAUGAUUGGAAAUAAGAAAAGGAAAUUUUGAUUUUUAAUGGUGGUCAGAAGUACAAGUAUUCAUUUUUAUAUCCCUAAUGUAGAAAUACAUUAUAUUCCAUUAUAUUGCAGUUAAACACAACAAAUAUAUGUAACCAAAGUGAUGUUUACGGUAAUAAAAUUAAAAACUUCCUGUGUU